Molecule: messenger RNA, 834 nt
Organism: Coprinopsis cinerea okayama7#130
Lineage: Eukaryota; Fungi; Basidiomycota; Agaricomycetes; Agaricales; Psathyrellaceae
Exons: 5
Coding region: 1-834 (277 amino acids)
Source: RefSeq, a predicted model, not a curated record
AUGGCAAGCAAGAAGACGGCAAAAAAAGGCAAGGUCAAGAACUUAGGGCCCCAGGAUUUCGAUGAUCUGUUUUCGCCCUCACUCACAUCGACUACGACGUUACCCCCUUCUCGAGCGCCCUCAACCACCGUCUCAUCUUCUCAUCGAUUUGGGGGAACUGAAUCCCAUCCACCAUCCCCCAGCGAAGACCACCCCGCAGAGGAGCUGGAGGAUGCAUAUGAUGAAGAUGUCGAUUUUGAAGCGUUGCUCUCUAUCGAUUGCAUCGAUGGAAUGCAAUCGGGCAUCGACAGAGACUCGGAUGCUGAAAUGGAAUUCCCGCACGACUCAGAUGCGGUGAAUGAGGAGGAUCUCGGCGCGCUAGAGGAGAUCGACGAUGAUGAACUAGAGAGACUUUUGGCCAGACCACCGGUCCUGGGUACAUCAGCCACUUCGACGGGGAAUACAAAUUGCAAGAAAGGCCCGAAUGCGUCGACUUCGGCACGAGAGUCUGAAUCUCAAGGGGACAGUACGGGACGAUCCAAGACCCACGAGGAAGGACCAGAGUCUGAAGUUCGAGGGGACAAUCCAGGAGAAUCCAAGACCCACGGGGAAGGUGGUUUGGAGCACCAUCUUUUCAUCGCGAUGGGGGGCUGGGAUGCUUCCAUUACCCUGCCCUUGUGCUUAGAGAAGCACCUUGAAACACUUCGCUCGCAGGUUAAACAAGAGGUGAAGGCUAUGGAGAGUCUUCUGAACCUCCAAAUGCGCGUCGACAACCAGUUGUCCCUGUUGGACGGAGCAAUCUGGGCGCGCGCUCUUAUAGCUCAAGAUGGUGGGAUUCUCAGCAUGGGCCAUUGA